Molecule: messenger RNA, 1223 nt
Organism: Danaus plexippus (monarch butterfly)
Lineage: Eukaryota; Metazoa; Arthropoda; Insecta; Lepidoptera; Nymphalidae
Product: ester hydrolase C11orf54 homolog
Exons: 8
Coding region: 204-1175 (323 amino acids)
Cellular component (GO): nucleus
Molecular function (GO): hydrolase activity, acting on ester bonds; zinc ion binding
Source: RefSeq, a predicted model, not a curated record
GUGUCGGUUAGAAUAGUCGACGGUUAAAUAACACACUAAUAGCAAUCGGCUGGAGCGUGAGGUCAGUUGUGGAGUGUAGUCGACGAAGGACACUCGCGGCCGGCGCACGUCUCACGCCGAGCGUCACAUUGACCUCCGAAAUACUGUUAGUAUUAUCAGCUCUGCCAUCUCGAUACAUCACAAGGUGAGCGGACAGCAGCACAAUGACCUCCGUUGAUUAUUCCAAAGUACCGAUUAUUGAAAAAUCCCUUCAUGCACCACCCUUGGAAGAAAUAGUAGAAGUGUUAUCACAAAAGCUACCAUCAAAUUUCGAGUAUGUCAGAGUGUCUGCCGAGGAGAGUCCGGACCUCACACGGUCUCCCUACAACCUGACAUCGCCAGGUCUGUGUGGUGACGCCAAGCUGGUGGAGUUGGGUGGCCCUCCGUACCUGGUGCCCACGGUGAGACGCGACAAGCUGUAUUCCUUGACGGACUUGUUGCGCCACCUCCGCCGAGACCCGGCGCUGUUGGCGGGAGCCGGUGCCGGACCCUGGCCCUACCUCGGAGUCAACUGUGAGGGUAUCAUCAACGUUUACGUCAAAGACAGCGCCGUGUCUCAGGGUUCGCACGUGGUGUCCGUGUCGCCGGUGGGCGCGCCCAAGGGUCAGUCGUCGUUUGUUCAGGAAAAGCUGCCGGCCAGCGAGACUCGCACCGCCUUACUCGGGAACUACCUGUUGUCCAACGGAGAGCCGGGGAUGGUGAUCAAAGUAGUCGCUAAAAAACGCAUCGGCGAGAAAAACUUCAUCACCGCCAUCAGAGAGGCGCUCAAAGAGCACUAUGGAGAUAAAGUAGUAGGUCUCGGCGGGACGUUCGCGCUGCUCGAGGGUCGGGCGAAGCACCACGUGAUGCCGGACUUCUCGGCCACUCCUCUGUGUAGCGAUUCCGACGUGGACUCCUGGCUGCACUACUUCGAACACUCGGCGCCCCUCGCCCACGUGGGCACGCUGGUGACGGGCGACCUCGGCCUGGAUCUGCGAGUCCAACACUUCCACGGAGUGAGCGAGCACGGCCAGGGAGGUCACUACCACUACGACACGACGCCUCUCGCCGCGCACUACGAGGGGUACUUCACCGUCGCCGGCUCCGUCAUACGAGUCGACGCGCCCGAGAACACACACGCCAUAGGACGGGAUUGAACGGAGACCUCCACCGACCAAUAUUCAUAAUACAAGUUUUAUAUAUUA